AUGUCUCCGUUGAAACAUUGUGACGAUGAGCCACCUUCGGAAGGAUUACACAAAGCCUUUGGAAAUGACCAACAAUUCACGCAAAAGGCCAGGACAGAUCGCGGAUCUCUGACAACGUUAUCCAAGACACGAAAUUAUCAGAGUCGGAGAAGUGGUGGUUAUCCAAAAGAACCCAUACGGCUCGUGAUACUUGGUUCAGAUGUUUGUACCAAUGAUAGUGAAGCUGAAGAACUCGCAGAAGACUUGCUUGCAAUCGUCACAGUGUUUGUGGCACGACAUAAUGAACUACGUUCUGCUGCCAAUCGCAGGAGAAGAGAUACCACCCAAGAGAUUCAAGAAGGAAGUGAAGAAACUUCCAGCAGGCAAGGUACAACGCAUUUGCCUUUAUCCCAUCCAGCAGGAGUGGCUGAAACUCAGAAAAUGGAUGAGAACAGCACGAUGAGCAUACAAUUAAUGCCUUACCAUGGUUGA
Molecule: messenger RNA, 471 nt
Organism: Ambispora gerdemannii
Lineage: Eukaryota; Fungi; Glomeromycota; Glomeromycetes; Archaeosporales; Ambisporaceae
Source: the annotation of a GenBank genome assembly